AUGAUGGCGCGAGGAUUAUUGCUAGUUACAGCGGCGGUCGUGCUACUGUCCUCGAUUAACGUCGGCGCCGAGAGGAAUCACAAAGACGACGUGGACCUCAACGACCGUAAAGAAAACAACGGGACGACGGUCACGUCCAUCAAGAUCAACGACGGACCGUCCAAGAACAGGACGGAUAGAACGCGGGAGAGUCAAUUGGAGAAGGUCCGCGCACUUCUGAGCAACGGAAGCCGGCAAAACGCGAGCAGAGAGCUGACUUUACCAAAAAGCGCAGACAUAGCAAAAGUCAUAUCAGAAGAUAUCGCUGGUGACGAGGAAACACUCGAAGGAUUACCAGAGCCGCAGGAAUUGAAGAUUAUAAGGCCUAAUCUAAGAACACGGCCGAGUUAUCGACCUCCGCCGAGAAGGCCGACGUCUCUGAAUAGAAGAAACGUUUACGCAGAUCUGUCGAGAGCGCCGCUAAUAAGACCACCCAGACGGCCCACGGAAGUGAAGCGAGAUCCAACGGAAAAGGAAUGUACUUUCUUCACGAAGACAGUCUGUCUAGAAGCCACCGAUUAUCCGCACGAGGCGAUUGCAAGGAGCAUAAGAGGGAAUAAGGAGAUGGUGGCCGCUUUGUUGACGGAUUAUAAGUCGCAGGAUUAUGACGAGUCUGGAGAAAGUACUCCGCUUGCGUUGCCUCUGGAGAAUAAAUACGAGAAUCGAUACGAGAGUAACGAGAUUAGAAGGAGGUCAGAUGCAACAUCUCCGUUCGACAACAUCGAAGAAGGCUUCACGUGUCCGUCAGUGAUCAAAUACGCGCGUCCACAGUUAGCCAGGGCUGCUUCCGGUAUUUGGAAGUACAUAAUAAACACCGGCGAACACACGCAAACUUUACGACUGGAGAAGUGUUCAAGUCCACAGUCGAGCUGUUCGUUUAUCUCCGAGAAUUAUCGAUCUUCUUGCAUGCAAGUGUACAACUAUCACAGACUUUUGACUUGGGAUAGUAAAUUAGGCUUGCAUAUGGACAUUUUCAAAGUACCAUCUUGCUGCAGCUGUCACGUGCAUGGUUACGCUGAGAUUUUCCCUCCUCAUCACAAGGAACCACCUUCGAGAAUUAAGGAAUCCUUUCCUGGAUCUGAUUUCGUCACCAACGAACAGAAAGACGAUUUCGAAGAAGCUUCUAAGUUGAAUUAUUUGAAUAAAUACUCGGGUAGCUUUGAUUCCAACCUUGGUAAUAAUAAGAAGCCUAUAGUAGAGCCUACGCCAAGUAGACCAAGUUUUACUCUCCCUGUGAGGCCAAGACCGAAGAAACCUAUUACAUCGAGUUCAAGGCCGUUCGAUAAGUUACCUCAACAACAUGCACCGAAUACUAGAGCGCCAGGGUACACUGGAUCGUUGCUGAAAGGUAGACCCAGCAGACCCAGUAGACCACCUUACAGGAGGGAAUCUACGUCUCAUACCGAGGAGAAUGCUGAAACUGCGAACAGUACGAUUUUGAAUAGAUACAGCCAACCGUACGACCUGGACAUGGACGCCACGUCACGGCUGCAAAAUGGCGGUUUCGACGAGGAAUAUCAGGAACCACAGAGGCGAAUCAACUACAAUUAUCACCCGAUUAUCGAUUUCUUCAGACCGGAAGCAAUGAUGCUACAUUCCUCUGAAACUUCCUCGAUUUCAGAUCAGAAUGAUUCCAACUCGUGGAAACCUUUAAUAGCGUCUUGA
Habropoda laboriosa is the source of this 1704-nucleotide messenger RNA. RefSeq lists its product as uncharacterized. NCBI's taxonomy places the organism in Eukaryota, Metazoa, Arthropoda, Insecta, Hymenoptera, Apidae. Gene Ontology annotation, molecular function: growth factor activity; Toll binding. Bases 1 to 1704 code for a protein of 567 amino acids. The record is from RefSeq and is a predicted model, not a curated record. The transcript has 10 exons. Gene Ontology annotation, biological process: regulation of Toll signaling pathway; innate immune response; central nervous system formation. Gene Ontology annotation, cellular component: extracellular region.